ACGGCCCAGUUCUGCCUAGAAGAUUGCUUAGUGGAGCAGAUCACCAAUGCAACAAGGCAACGACCCGCAUGGUCGCCAGACUUUGUGCGGGAAUGUGUACUAUUGUACUACUUGUCCCCCAAGGCGUACCGUUACAUACGCAACCGAGGCUCGCUUAAACUGCCGUCGAAAAACACCCUCCUUCGCUAUGUCGGGAAGUCGAACGGUGAAAGUGGGGUCACACCACUAAUGAAGGAACGCUUAAAGCAAGAGGUGGGCAACCUGAAAGAGCAAGCCCGGCUUUGCUCAAUUAUUGUAGAUGAGAUGUCCAUCAGCUCCAAAUACAUAUAUGAUCGCAAAAUGGAUUGCUUUUUCGGGCAACAAACGGCAAAAGAAAACAAUGGAGCAGCAGAGAACACCAGCAACAUCAUGCUUGCCAACAAGGUGCUAUGUUUUGUUGCUACAGGAUUGUCCACAGCAUACAAGAUACCUUGCGGCUUCUUCUUCACGAACCGUCUAAGUGGCAAGCUUUUGUACCAGCUUACAAAAGAGGUAAUCUCUGAAGUUGAAAAUUGUGGUCUGUGUGUGCUCCGGAUUGUCACAGAUAACCACAAAAUUAAUGUUACGAUGAUGCGUCACCUGGGGAACGGCUCACUCAAGCCUGUUGUCACUCAUCCAUGUGACCCAGAAAGAAGUUUAUUUCUGUCAUUUGACCAGUGCCAUAUUAUAAAAAAUGUGCGAAGCCUUCUGCUUGAGGGGGAGAUGACAGACGGAAGCCAACCAAUAACGGGACAGUUUGUCAAGCAGCUGUAUGAGCUACAAAAGAACGAGGUUGUCAAACCAGUUCGCUUCCUCACGCAGAAGCACGUAGAACCAACGAACUUUGAGAAGAUGCACGUCGGCAGAGCAGUGCAGCUGUUUUCAGACGAUGUCAUCUCGGCACUUUCCUUUUUGAAGGAAUACCCGAGUCGCCACCCUCAGGCAGAGAAGUUCAGAAAUGUAGAGGCGACAAUCUUGUUCAUGAAGAUGAUGCAAAAGUGGCUGGAAAAGGACUUUCCAGACUACCUCGAGGCUCUCAACAAUGCCUGUAAAAGGAGUGGGAAGAAGUUUCUAAGCGCAGAGACUUAUGAAGCUAUUUUGCUGACGAGCAAGUCUACGGUUUUUUCUCUACGGCAAAUGGCCGGUGGCAAUGACUGCCUGGAUGCAAGAGCCGUGACGUUCAGCCUGGAGAGGAUCUUGAGGACUGGCAACCUCUGCCCAUCCCAGUCUUCAAACGUCGAGGACGGGCAGGCUGUCUUGAGCAUACAUGGCGCUUCCAUGAGCGCGACGUCCCCUGUACUGGAUGUUCCAGCUGAAGCAACAGCACAAGCUGCCACACCUGUUUCGACUGAGACAUCUCAAGUUGCCCUAGCCAGUUGCACUGCACCUGAAGACGUUGUGAUUGAAAUCGACGGGCUGUUUACACCACUGAAAGCACUGCCUCGUAAGUAG
Rhipicephalus microplus (southern cattle tick) is the source of this 1470-nucleotide messenger RNA. RefSeq lists its product as uncharacterized. NCBI's taxonomy places the organism in Eukaryota, Metazoa, Arthropoda, Arachnida, Ixodida, Ixodidae. The record is from RefSeq and is a predicted model, not a curated record.